Messenger RNA from Aplysia californica (California sea hare), 13106 nucleotides. RefSeq names its product ATP-binding cassette sub-family A member 3. The transcript is spliced from 23 exons. Gene Ontology annotation, molecular function: ATP hydrolysis activity; lipid carrier activity; ATP binding. Gene Ontology annotation, cellular component: membrane; intracellular membrane-bounded organelle. Gene Ontology annotation, biological process: lipid transport; transmembrane transport. The record is from RefSeq and is a predicted model, not a curated record. The coding region runs from base 517 to 5934 and encodes 1805 amino acids. Lineage: Eukaryota; Metazoa; Mollusca; Gastropoda; Aplysiida; Aplysiidae.
AUAAAGUCGAAAAUAACUGGUGCAUGUCAAUAUUUUGUGUGUCACAUGACAAUCACAUGAUCAAGUCCAAAGUAGUCAAAACAAUUCGAUCCUAGUAGGGCCUAGGCUUGCCGAGAUCUUCACAAGGGUCUUCUGACUGGCACUGGCAGCGCUGACGGAACAGGCCUAAAACUAAAAUUAGAUAAUAUGGCUUAAUGCAACUGUAUGGCCAUGACCUUUGCACUUUGUCCAUCAGAACUAAACGGACGCUUUGUGGGAAAGGCAGAUUCUCUAGCCUUGUCUUGCAGUAGUUCACAGUAAAAAAAAAAGCUCUUUUUAUCAGUAAAGUUUCAUACUUUUGACAACAAACAGACUGAGCCUGCGGAGACUACUUGUGAUCUUCAUGAUUAAGAGCUAAUCUUAUUUAGUUUUUAGAUCAAUUUUGCCUAUGAGACAUCUCUUUGCUCUGUGGGAAAGUCUCUCUUCACCUUCACUGCUGAAAAAUCUCUUGGCCAAGUUGAAAAAUCUGUGUCGAAAAUGAGAUCCUUUUUAAAGUUCAGACUUCUACUGUGGAAGAACUUCCUCAUCCAGAAGCGAAAGCCAAUCUUGACCUGCUUUGAGAUUGGGUUACCCACGCUCUUCUCCCUCAUUCUGAUGGUCCUGAGGUUGAGAGUUGAUUCGACACCUCAUUCUGAUGUCACAACCUGGAUUCCCUGUGACUACUCUUAUAUACCCAAGAACCUUCUGGGCAGGACGCUUGGCUACGCCCCACAGAACGAGGUCACUGACCGCAUGAUGGCACGGGUGACAGCGAUGACCAAAGUUAAAACCCAAGCAUUUCCUUCAGAGGAGGCUUUCGUGGCAGCAGCGACCAAUGCAAGCAGUGCGGUGAAACAUGAGUUCCUUGGGGGUGCUGUGUUCCAGAACAGCUUCAGUCAGGUCAACAGAACAAUGACACUGACGAAAAAAGUGGACUACAAGCUGCGGUUUAACUAUUCCCCGGUUGACUCCUCUAGUACAGCGACGGGGAUUAGGGGGGACUCGUCCUGGUCAACUCGGUUUAUGUUUCCUGUCUACCAGAUUGUGGGUCCAAGAGAGAAAUCAAGCAUUUGCAAUUGGAACCCUGGCUAUCAACGAGCAGGGUUUCUAGCAGUCCAGCAUGCGGUGGAUGAUGCUAUCAUGCAUGAGGUCCUUUCGGGAGAGGCCUUGAAAGAAUAUACGGAGACAGUUGUGAAGUUACGCCGACAGCCGUAUCCCCCGUACAUAGAGGACAACUUUGUUCUUGUCCUGCAGCAGCAGUUCCCCCUGGUGAUCAUGCUGAGUCUGGUGGUCAUUGUGUUGGGCAUCGUGCGGGACGUAGUGCUGGAGAAAGAACGUCGGCUCAAGGAGUCGAUGAAGAUGAUGGGCAUCAACAACUGGCUACACUGGGUGGCCUGGUUCACCAAGCACUGUCUGUUCCUGCUCAUCUCCGUGGCUGUGAUGACGCUGUUUUUCUGUGUGGAGCUGGACUCUGCCAAGGGGGCAGUGGUGGCCAAUACCAACCCUUUCAUCGUUUUCCUCUUCCUCGUCUGCUUCUCACUGGCUACCAUCACUUUCUGCUUUGCCGUCAGCGUUUUUUUCAAGAAAGCUAACACUGGAGCGGCCGUGGGAGGAAUCCUCUUCUUCUGCAUGUACAUACCAUACUUCUUCCUGCAGAAACGCUACGAGACCUUGUCCCUGAGUGAUAAACUGGUGGCUUGUCUCGACUUUCAGGUUGCCAUGGCGUUUGGGGGGAACCUGCUGGGCCAGUUUGAGGGAACUGGCUCUGGCAUUCAGUUUUCCAACCUGACGUCGGGCGUGUCAGUUGAUGACGACUUCUCCAUGGUACUGGUACUGGCCAUGCUGCUGUUGGACUCGGUUCUGCACUGCCUGGUGGCCUGGUACGUGGAGGCGGUGUUUCCCGGAGAGUACGGCACGCCCCAGCCCUGGUACUUCCCCGUCCUGCCAAGCUAUUGGGGCUGCCUGCAGAAACAUGAGGAUUAUGUGGAUAUUGAUGGGGCCGUCAGUGUGGGCCAGGAUCCUUCCAUGUUUGAGAAAGAACCUAACGAUCCUGCGGGAAUCCAAAUCAGGAAUUUGCGAAAGGUGUAUGGGAAAGGUACGUCAAAGAAGGUUGCUGUGGCUGGUAUGACCUUGAACAUGUAUGAAGGACAGAUCACGGCUUUGUUGGGCCACAACGGUGCUGGGAAAACAACAACCAUGUCAAUGCUCACAGGGUUUUACCCGCCAUCCAGCGGUACAGCCAUCAUUAGUGGAUACGAUAUUCGACAUAGUAUCAGCGAAGUUCGGAGCAGUCUUGGACUGUGUCCUCAGCAUGACAUUUUGUUUGACAACCUUACAGUGGAAGAACAUGUGAUCUUCUUUGGUUUGCUGAAAGGAGUGCCAAAGGCAGAGGUGAUCCCACAGUGUGAAGAGAUGCUGAAGGAUAUGGAACUGUUCCCAAAGCUCAAGGCUCGGGCUAAGACACUUUCAGGAGGCAUGAAACGCAAGCUGUCCGUCUGCAUCGCUCUCAUUGGCAAUUCUAAGGUGGUUUUUCUGGAUGAGCCUUCUUCGGGGCUGGACCCAAAUGCUCGCCGCAACAUCUGGACUGUUUUACAGAAGAACCGAGCUGGACGCACAAUGGUGCUGAGUACUCACUUCAUGGAAGAGGCCGACCUUUUAGGAGACCGCAUCGCCAUCAUGUCCAAUGGAGUUGUCAAGUGCUGUGGAAGCUCUCUGUUUCUGAAGAAAAAAUAUGGUGCUGGCUAUCACAUGGUUGUGGUCAAAGAGUCCAGCUGUGAUGUGAGCAAGGUGAUAUCAGUGGUCAAGUCCCACGUGGAGCCAGCGGAGGUGGAGAGUAAUGUGGGUGCUGAGCUGAGCUUUGUCCUGCCGCAGGACUACGUGGGUCGUUUUGAGGGGCUGUUCCAGGAACUGGAGAACCGACAGAGAGAGCUGGGCAUCAGCAGUUUUGGUGCUUCUGUGACUACCAUGGAGGAGGUCUUUCUCAAGGUUGGGGAGUCAGACGAUGAAGAAGUCAAGGAAAGACUCCACACUGGAAUCAAUAAGACCGUCAUCAAUCGUCCAGCAUCGAGUUCUAGUGGGGACAGCGGCUUGGACAGCCAGCCUUUGCUGAGGACCAGUGGUGACGGCUAUGGCAGCAUGAGCAAUGGUAACUCUGUGCCCCCUGUGGCAGUGACUCAACCUUCAAAUAGGAACGGAGCAGCACCGAUUUUCUUUGACCUGAGAGAUGAGGAUGUCAACUGGUCUCCGCAGAUUUUGAAUUUGUCGAAACGUCUGUCCAAGAACCAUCGUGUCUCUCUUUUCGCGCAGCAGUUUUGGGCCAUGCUCUUAAAGCGGGUGCUGCACACGCUGCGCAACAAACUAAUCACAGUGACCCAGCUGGUGGUGCCGCUUUUCUUCACAGUCAUGGGAAUCAUCGUGCUCAAGACCAUGCCAUCAUUCAUCGACAUGCCUCCUCUACCACUCACCGCUGAUCAGUAUGGUUCGAACUUUGUACCGUACUCGUCAGUGAAAGAUUGGUCAAAGCUUGCUCAAGUCUAUGGCUCCCUGUUCCGUAACCAGCCUGACACCCACCCUAUAAAUGUUGAUGACACUCCUGGAUAUAAGGACGAUCCAAGCGUUGUUAAAUUUUUGAUUGACCAAGGUGAGGCAAACGUGGCAGCAUAUAAUCUGCGUUAUCAGGUUGCUGCAGAGUUUAACAAGAGUGCUCAAAAACGCUCGGUUGUAACAGCCUACUACAACAACCAGGGCUUUCAUAGUAUUGCCAUUUCAUUUGCUGCUAUGUAUGAUGGACUUAUCAAAUACUACACCAACAGCUCUGAAUAUGAAAUUCUUACGACAAAUGACCCGCUCCCAAGACUUUCAUCCGAUAAGGCUCGAGACCAAAAAAGCUUGAGGGACCCUUCAGCUUUCAUGUUUGGCUUCAACGUAGGCUUUGGCAUGGCCUUCUUAGCUAGUAGCUUCGUCCUUUUCCUGGUGAAGGAGCGAGCUACCAAAGCCAAACAUAUCCAGUUCGUGUCUGGUGUCUACCCAGCCAACUUCUGGCUGUCUACAGUGUGCUGGGAUCUAGUUAACUACAUCAUUCCUUGCAUUGUGAUUGUCAUCUGUUUCUUCAUUUUCUCCAUUGAGCCUUACACAGAAGACUUGCACUGGCUGGAUAUCCUCUUGAUGUUUUUCCUGUAUGGAUGGUCCAUGCUGCCAUACAUGUAUUUAUUCUCGUUUGCCUUUACUGUGCCAUCGACUGCAUAUGUGUGGAUCACCAUGUUCAACAUUCUUACAGGUGUGACGACCAUGCUAGUGGUGGUCAUCCUGAGCAUCCCACAAAUAGGGCUGGAGGACGUGAGCGUGAUUCUUGAGUGGACCUUCAUGGUGCUUUUCCCAAACUUUUCCCUGGCCCAGAGCCUCUAUGAGUUCUACGAGAACCACCAGGCUCUCGCCAUCUGCACCCCGGAGUACAGCAGCGCUGAAUUUUGCAAGUUCUCUCAGUUCAUGAACAUCUCCAAUCCCUGUUGUCCUGGAAUCUGUGGGGAAUUCUGCCUGACUUUCAACAGAGACUAUCUUGGAUGGGAGAAAGGCGGAAUUGGACGUUUUCUUUUCUUCUUGACUGUGCAGGGAAUGUGUCUUUGGGUUCUGAUAUUUUCCUUUGAGUAUGGCUGGUUAAAGAAAUUGUGGUAUAAGAUGACGGGGAGUGAGAGGACAGAAGUCCCCCCUCCGGGUGCAGUAUUCACAUCGCAACUGAGUCGGGACAGUGUGGUGCAGGAGGACGAAGAUGUUGCCAGGGAGAGAGGGCGCAUCGACAAUAUGGAUCGCCAGGCAAUUGUCAGAUCAGAGAAACUGGUGCUAAACAACCUGACCAAGUACUAUGGUCAGUUCCGUGCCGUUGACCACUUGAGUGUGGGGAUCCCGCCUGGGGAGUGCUUCGGCCUGCUGGGCAUCAACGGGGCGGGCAAGACCAGCACUUUCAUGAUGCUCACUGGGGACUCCAGUAUCAGCAGCGGUCAGGCCUACCUCGACUCUUACAACCUCAAGACAGAGACAGAGAUGGCCCGGAAGAGACUUGGGUACUGCCCGCAGUUUGAUGCACUCAUUGACCAGCUGACUGGGCGAGAGACCUUGACCUUGUUUGCCCGCCUCCGGGGUGUGGUCGAGAAAGAGAUUCCCGAGGCUGUGGAGAACAUGAUGGCAGCUCUCACCUUGACCCAGUAUGCAGACAAGCAGUGCCAGACCUACAGUGGAGGCAACAAGAGGAAACUGAGCACAGCCAUAGCUCUGAUCGGGGAUCCGGACGUGGUCUUUUUGGAUGAACCAACAACUGGAAUGGACCCCAUGGCUCGUCGCAUGCUGUGGGAGGUGCUGUCCAUGGUGAGGGACAGCGGGCGCACUCUCGUGCUCACGUCUCACAGUAUGGAAGAGUGUGAAGCUCUCUGCACCCGCCUAGCUAUCAUGGUGAACGGACAAUUCAAGUGCCUUGGCAGCAUCCAACACCUCAAGAACAAGUUUGGCGAAGGCUAUACCUUCACAGCUAAAGUUGCCAUACCAGAGGAACACGAUGGUGCGGCUGGGCUGCCAAACCUGGGUCCUCUACGAGAAUUCAUGGAACAGACAUUCCCCCACAGCACACUGACGGACGUUCAUGAGAACAUGGUGAACUAUCACAUCAGGGACACCAGCUUGUCCUGGGCACAGGUGUUUGGUGAGAUGGAACGUGCCAAAGAGAAACUGGGAAUCGAGGACUAUCUUGUGAGUCAGACAUCUCUUGAGCAGGUGUUUAUUUAUUUUGCACGAAUGCAGAACAGCCAGGAAAAUGCCACUGGAAGCUCAAAUGGUUUUUGCAGAUCUUUUUGUUGUUGUUUGCCGUGUUGUCAUGGAGGUGAUGAGAGCAUAGCUAGUGCUCCAAGGUAUAGGAAAAUUUCUGAAUGAGAAUAUGGACAUUAAAUAGGGCUUAAAAAGUAUAUCAUUUAAUGAUUAUGAAGAAUUUUUAAAAACAUGCUGAAAUGUUUUGGUCUCUACAGAGGAGUGUGCGAUAUUCUACUGAAAGUUUCUCAGAAACGCAGAUUCCUGAAACUAAAAUGGCAGUCACCUUUUUUUUUUUCCGAUAUAUGUUCUUUGGGCCUACAAAUAUAACUAAUUGCAAACUGAAAUCGAAAUUCAAAUAUCGUGGUAAUAGUAAUUGUGUAAAUAGUACUGGCAUAUAGUCAGUUCUGGGAUGUAGUGGCCAGUUUCUAUGUAAGAAGGGUAGUACCAGUAGCCCUGUGUUUUUUGUCAAGUUAACAUUCACUCUCAAAUUCCCUGUUUGCGGACCCCACAUCUCUGCCGCCCCAAGGCAAAGGGAAAUAUCUGAAAGAGUUGAGUUUUUUUGUUUUAUUGCCCUUUUUCACUAGUCUUGCCACAUAUCCUUCUUGUUUCAAGAGUCGGAUGAUGUUUUUACAUCCAAAAUAGCAGUUUUCAAAGUGGUAUAUCUACGCAAGUGGCUGAUUUCAAUAAUGUCAACAUUUUUUUCAGCAUUUUUCUUAAAAUCAUGAAAUGUGCAGUUUCAUCACCCUGCCUUUUGACAGCAGAUCUGUACUCACAAGAAAUGAUUAUUUUGUUCUGUCAUGUGCCAUGAGUCUGUAAAUUGUGGUUGUUUUUAACAUUAAACCAGUUCGUUUCGUUUCAGUUUGUUGUACCUUCUGGUUUUAUAUUGUCUUUGAAGUCAAUUGAAAUGUUUACAAUUUAAUUAAUUGUAGAAUGUCUUUCCAAAUUGGAAGUUACAUAUUGUGUUGACUGUUGCUAUUUGUUGCGAAGAGAUGUGAACGGAAAAAUAUAGUAAUGGAUACCGACAAUGGUUUUUGACUAACAUAAUUAUGAAGCUGAAUAAGAUGUCUUUAAGUACUGUUUUGAAAAAUUGUAAUAUCUGAAUUCCUUUUGUUACAGGUGUUUUAUUUUUUGUUGUAUAAAAAUCAACUGAGGAGUAUAUCAUCAAAAACGAUUUAAAUUCCACUGUUUUUCUGUCUGGUCAAUUCAUAGACAACAUAAUAUCGGAAUAUGGAUGAUAAAUGUGUAAAGAACUUGCACUCAUGGAUAAGGGAAACGAUGAUACCAACUUGUAUUCCAUGAACAUAUUAGAAAGAAGUAGGGAAAUGGAGUAGAUGGUUCUUUUGUUAAACUGAGGUUUGUUUUUCUGUGUCUUUUUAACAUUGUCUCAAUUAGGUCCAUGUAUUGGAUUGGUGAAAUGAGAAACAAAAUACCAACUCAUAGAAAUGUGAACUUUUAUCACAUCUUGGUUUGCUGCUCUGUUUCAGGUUAUGAUUUUAUAUACCAUUUUAUUUAUUUGCUUGGGGAUCAGUCAACAGGCAUGUUAUGCUUUUGUGUUCAUUUUAGAAUUGGAUUUUAAAAAAUCUGGUUUCAUUGUUAUUCUAUUUCAUAAUGUUGAAAAUAAGAUUACAGAGAAUACCUUUUGUAUUAGUGAUAGAAAUAAAAUACAGAGAUAUACGACAAGUAGUGGCACACACUUUGGAAGAAUCUAUUUUUCCAAGGGAUGUCUCAAAUGUUUAGUACAAUAUCGGUACUUACUUUAAUGCCAUAUCGAUGAUAAUAUAGUGGUCAUUUGCACUUGUGUUCACUGUUUCUGGUGAUAAAGUAGGGUUCAUUUUGCCAUGUUUGUCUUUUUCUCUUGAUCUCAUUUGAUGACUUAAAUGUCUCCCCCAAGGAUAUUUUUAUAGGUCCUUUUUCUUUUUCUGUGUUUCUUUGCUUUAAAACUUUUUGUCAGCUGAACCAAAUCACUGUCCUCCUCAGAAUAUUAUUUUGUGUCAUUAUUGAAUAAUGUACCUAGUUUAUUUUUUUGUUUCUGCUGUUAAUAGGUGGGGUGAGCUGGAAGAAGAAAUGGUUUGUACCAAAACGUGUUUGUGCAUUCUUUCAUAUUUGUCAGUAUAAUGUGAUGGUUUGUUAAAGUGCCAUGCAUUCUAUUUGGCUGUGAUAAUCGUCACAGGUUGUUGAUUCAUGUUAGAACUGUUGGAGCUAGAAAGCUUGCUCUGUUGAAAUGAAAUUCUCUAGACUGUUGCUCCUGGAGAGCCUACCGAUUAAGAUAUUAAGGGGAAAGCUUUUAAAACUUCUAGUUUUUAGGAAAAAAAGGGCAUUUGUACAAAUGAUUCUUCCAUAUUAUUUUGUCCCAUCUUGAAAUUCUUUAAUUCUGUAUUUUGGAUUAAAGUACAUAUUUUGGUUGAGUGAUUAUGUGAUGCUUCCAUGGAAAGAUAGAAUCAUUUCAUAAAUCCGUCCAAGGCUUCAGGUUUCCCCCCUUUGUAGAAGAUAAGAUUGUCGUCUUAUAGCUCUUUGUCUGCUAGUAAUGGUUUUUUUUUGGGGGGGGGGGGGGGCUUUCUGCUUCUUCUGUUUCUUGUCUAUGUCUCUGUUGUUCUCAUCAUUUUCUGGUGAAAUGUAGCCAUUAUUAUACCAUUUUGCCAUAAACUGCAAUAUAUCUAGUAUUUGCCUAGAUUUGUUUUCUUCAACAUUCCGAAAUAAAAAUCUUUGUGUAGUAAUGUUAUGCCUGUAUUUACCCAUUCAAAAAUGUUAAAGCCUCCUUGGAUCCCUCAGGAUGCUUGCACUUGAGCUCUUUUGGAUGGACUGCUAGAUUUACACCAAGAUAUACAGAGAUAAAGUAGACAGUAGGCCCAUCUAUUGCGUUAUACUGACCACUGCAAUGGAAUAGCAUUUGUGAAAAGUCUGACGUUACAAAUUUUGUUUUCUCAGGCAAAAUAAUUGGACGCCUUUUUUAAAGAUAAAACUGCUUUGUUUUUCUUAAAGCAAAUGAAAACUGUUAACAUAUAAAUGGUUUAUUCAUAGCUUUUAGUCCUUGGCUACAAUGAUUCCUGAAGCAUAAUGACAGAUUGUAGUUGAACUAAGAUGAUGGCCUGAGUCGUGAAUUAGUUUUGAGUGAACUGAUUUUUUUUAAAAAUUCUUCAUGUUUUUGCUGACCCUGUCUAUAAAGAUUUCAUCUUAACAGCUUUGAAACUUGUUGGUGUAUUUACACCGUCUUCUGAAAUGGUGGUAGGCCAUUAAAGAAUGCCAUAGUGGGUCUGUUGGAUUUUGGCCUUUAUCAGGCUAAGAUCAUUAUUCCAGCAUGUUUGUGAUAUGUUUCCACAACCCAACAUUCCAGAUAUUUAUUUUGAUAUUCUAUCAGUGUAACUGAAAGGGUUGAAAAAGUAAAAUGCAAAUGUGCACUUGUAUCUCUAAACACAAAAAACGGGGGUUUAUGGCUCAAUUUUAAAUUAAAUAUGAUAUCUACUUCAGGUCUUGAAUCGUUUGCAGUUUGCAUUUUUAUGUUUUUUGUUGUCCUCUGGGGCGACCUAAAUUGUUAACAUUUUUUUGUUCAUGAAAUUUAUCUCAGACUUUGGACUCUUGGCCGAUGGUUUCCACCCCAGGUUUUUAUCUAAUAGAUGUGUUUUGCCCAAGUUCUCUUUAUUCAUUUAUGACUUUUGUCCUCUCCCAAACAAAAUGUGUUCUCAAAGUUGAUGUUUUAGUGUUUGUAAGUUUGUAUUUAUCAGAAUGUUUGCAUGACAAUACUGUUGCCCUUAUUUUUGUGCUAAAAAGUUUGGGAAAUGUUUUAGAAAAAUGUCUAUUUCUGGUGUGAAAAGCUUUCAUGUUUUUAGGCAGGAAAUCAGGAGGCAGAUUAUAGUAAUUCUGUCUGUACCAUGUCCAGAAAGUAUAUGAUGGACUCACUUUACUUGCCUAUUAUUAUUAUAUCUUUCAUAAUUUUCCAAAUUACAAAAUGAUUAUAAUAUGAAGCCUCAAAAUGGUUAGAGGAAUAUAUUAUACUCGAUAUUUCUAUGUACACAGCUAUAUGUCUGAGAGUGUGCCUGCUUUUUUUUGUAUGUUGGUAAAAUUAGUUGAACCUGCUGUAAUGGCUACCUGUCCAAGACAUUCAGCUGUACGAACAACCACUCCCCCCUUGCAGUUUUUCUAUUAUACAUAAUGACAUUGUUCCAAAAGACCACCUGUCUAAGAUGAACACUUUUCUCCUCAAUAAAUGGUUGGUUGUCUUGGACAAGUUCGACUAUAGACUGAUCUAUCUGUCCUUUCUCCUAAUUUUCCAGUAGUGGAUGGUGGAUUCAUGUGAGCCUGUAUAGAACGUUUGGGUAUGGGCAGUUGGCUUUUGCUCUUUCUUUGUCUACAUGAGUCUUGCUGUUUUUCUAACAAGUUUCCUGGCUGUAUAUUUCAUUGAUGCUGGAUCUUAUACAGGAUCUUAUUUGUCAAUGAUGCUGUGUAACUGAAAGUCAAACGGACAGAGAAAUAUUUUUUAUUAGUUCUGUCUUUGAAGUACAAAUAAUUUUUACUACUCAGUCUUUUGAUUUUAUGUCAUGAAAUUCUAAAUGACCUGCCAGUUUGUUUUUGUUACCGGGAAUUUUUUUCCUUGGUAACAAUAGUAUAGUUGUUAUGUUAGUGAAAGCUGAAUAUCCAUUUCUAUUUUUCAGCUUCAGCCCUAGCUUCUUUUCCAGUGCACCUGAACAAAAAUAUGAAGUGUUUCAUAUGAAGGCAUCUUUUAAAUUAAGAACAAGACCAUUUCUCUUUCAGUACUUAAACAAUGUAAAAACUCUAUAACUGUAAGAAGUUUCAUGAAGCGUCAAAUGUUUGUCUUGUCCUGAAUUUCUACCUGUGUUGGUUCCACCUUUCUGCAGUUUUUAAUUAUUUAUUAAUUAUUUUGAUGAGUCUGUUUGAAGUGACAUUUUUAGGACCUAAUUGAGUUCAUUGUAAAUGGAUUCCACACCAUUGCAUUUUUUACAUUUAAGCAUGCUUGUUUGUGUACUAUGUGAGAAAUGUUUAGCUCAUGGGAUACAGUAUUUUUCAAGAGCAGAUGUUGUGUUUUUUUGGAUCGCACUUGUAUCUGCAUCAAUGCUCUCUAAGGACUGCUGUGUUGCUUUGACAAUCGUCUUGAGGGUAUGCAAACUGUGUCUCUACCUUUUGGUGAUUUGUGUAAAGAAUUAGGUUCCAAUCCGCCCCUCUGUGUUUUAUUCACAGAAGUUUUAAUGCAAGUCUGUGUUUUAUUUCCAGGGAUUUCUACCACUCUCCCAUGUUUUAUGUGUUCAGUAAAGGUUUUAUUGCAAGGCUGUUGAGCAAUUUCAAUAUUUUUCUGCCUUUGAAAGUGAAAGCGCAUGUGAUAUGUGUGAACAGAAGAGUUCAAUCAAAUCAUAUUAAGACCUAUAUAGCAUUUUGAUGUGAGAAAAUAUUAGUGCAUAAAAUUAUAUUGCUUGCACUUUAAAAAAAAUUGUUGGUGAGUGUUUUUUUGACAGUCUGAAUGAGAACUUGGUUUCUUGUGGUUUUGAUACAACUAUUAAAUUUUCCCUGAUAUACUCCAGCUUAAACCUGAUGUUUGCCUUAAGUAUGACAUCAAAAUCAUCCUUGGGGGCCUUUUGGAAGGGGAAGCCACCAAUUUUCAUGGUUUGUACAUCGCGAAAGAAGUUUGGGGUGUAAUAUUCUCGAAAGAAUGACAUGCCAAUUUACAAAAAUAUAGCUGUACAAAGCCAUUAAUAAAUUUGGUGGUUCAUUGUGUGCACACAAUACACAAAAAUUAAGGGGAAAAUUCGCCCCAAAAGGAGAUUUCCAGUGAAUUGGUGUAUUUCACAUUUGGCUCCUUGUAACUUCACCUGCUUUAUUUUGUUUUAGUUGCAUGGUACCACUACUAUUGAUGUUCACAAGCACUGAUGAUAGUGUGCCUGUUGUCCAUGACAUGAGCGGUCAGACUGUUAGACCAUUAUCAAACUCUGAAUAUGUUACCAUGACUGACUUAACUACCUUGUCCUUGUCCUUUAGGCUGGAUCAAGUACCAGUGUCAGCACUCUGACAGCAUCUAUGGUUUAAUGCAAGAGACUUCUGUUCGAUUUCUAAGUUGGGGAAAAUAUUUUAUGGAGUAUCACUGUUUUCUGAUGGGAUGCUGUAUCCUAUUUAGCCCAGUUGGCCCUGACAAGUGGGAUCAAAGAUUCAUGAUCUAGAUUGUGUUAGUGAAGGUGUAAAACAGACAAUCAAUCAAUUGAUGGAGGGGGAAGUCUGAAGCAGGGUAACAUCCUGGCCUGGCAGAGGUCUUGCUUCAUUUCUUUGCCACCAUUCAUCACUUUUAUAUGUCAUCAUACAGGGUUUCAGGAGAAGCAAAAGACUUUUAAAUAUUUUAGACAGGACAUAAUUUUUAUACAAAAUGUUUAAUUAGUCUAAAUCCAGUACUACUUUAAUAAGAAAAAGAAUGAAACUAAAACCAAUCAAUGCACCUCAUCAUACUGUACAAUAUACUUGAUUUUCAUUUUUUCUAAGUUGUUAUAUUCUACAUAGUUGAAAGACGGGAACAAUUUGGAGCACCUCAUGCACACUAUGAGACAUGAACAAGUCAUGGCUUUAUUAGGCUCAUGGAUCAUGAGUAAACGUUGUGUUAUUUGGUUGAUAAUGUGGUGAAUAUGUCUUAGAACUUAAUGUGAACAUCCUGUUGAAAAGUUUAAAGUCUUCAUAUUCGUAUUCAAAAGAUAUCAUUCUAUCUUGGUCCAAUAUUUAUUUUUAUCUGUAUGAUAAAUUUCCAUAUGUGGUGCCCGAUGAACUAUCAAAUGAUACAAUACUCAGUUUACUACAUAAGAGCCUGGUUUUUGCUGUAUGGAAUGUUUUGUGUUUACAAAAAUUUAACAUUUUGUUUUCUAGUUGGCACAAAUAUCAGCUUGAUGACAUUUCAGGAAUAACAGCACAUGAUUGUGUAGUUAUUUUUCUUAUUUCAGUGAUUUUUCUCUUUUUUUUUUUUCCUAUUCUGAAAUGACCGUUAUUUGUCGAUGUGAUACUUUAUAGAUGAAACGCAGAGUGAUCAACAUUUGUUAAUUGAUUUUGAAAUAAGGUAUCUUUUGUUGCUUUCAGUUAUUUUGCUUUUUAUCAUUUAAAUAGGUUCUUGUUGCUGUUUGUGUUUUUAUUCGAUUCAUUUUAAAAUUAUUAUUUUUUGUUAAGGUUUUUUUCUGGGGGGGGGGGGGGGGGAAGGGGGGAUGUAAUUCUUUUUAUUGUAAGUCUUUAAUAAUGUAAAUUGUACUUGUAUUUCCUUAUUGCGUUAUUUGUACUUUUGCCGAUACAAAAAUAAAAAUUAAAACAAUUUGAAACAUGAA